UAGAGAAAGAGAGUUUGGAUAUUCCAUUCCGCCGUGGCUGAGAAUAUUGUCCGGGAUGUUCGGAAUCUGAUUGAACUCGCCGCCGGUGUUUUUUGUUUUCCGAUCUGGUUUGUUUGGUUUGGUUUGGUUUUGUUUUGUUUUUGUCUGGUUUCGCAAAGUGUUCAUCGUCCGUCCUAAAUAGAGAUUAGAGCGAAAACAAAUAAAAAGUAGUUUAAAAAUGUGGUACCCUUCGGCUUCUUUCAUUCUCGACAAACAGCAAAACCACUUGCUGUCUCAUCACCACGACGACGACGACGAAGACGGCGACGACACGCCGCUACCUCCGUCGUCUACCAUGAUGCCAAUCGAAACCAUUCAAAACCCUAAUCCUAAAAUAUCCGCUUACUAUCAAACCAGGGCGGCGCAUCAUGGCGUUGUAACCAGUGAUUGGUUAGCUCAGUCUCAGGCCGCAGUUGGUCGAGAUCUGGAUAUCCUCCCACCGGUCGGAGAUUCGGGUAAGAAGUCCAGCGUGAUUGAUGAGUUUAAUUAUUGGCGGAAACAGCCCGAUCUGGCUGAAGCCGUUGCUGCCAUUAGGGCUUUGGCUUCCGUUAUGCGAUCGAGUCAGGCAACCACGAUGAUGGAAUUCGAGAUUGAGCUUAAAAAAGCAUCCGACUCUCUCAAGUCAUGGGAUACAACUUCAAUAUCAUUGACUGCUGGAUGUGAUCUAUUCAUGCGGUAUGUUACAAGAACAUCAGCUUUGGAAUAUGAAGAAUUCAGUUCAGCCAAAUCCCGACUCAUUGAACGUGCAGACAAGUUCGGAGAAAUCUCUCUCAAGGCACGAAAGAUCAUAGCAAUGCUUAGUCAAGAUUUCAUCUUUGAUGGAUGUACCAUCAUGGUUCAUGGCUUCUCCAGAGUUGUUCUAGAAGUCCUCAAGUUAGCAGCACAGAGCAUGAAGCAAUUUCGAGUUCUCUGUACAGAGGGAAGACCAGACAGGACAGGAGUACUAUUAGCAAAUGAGCUAGCAAAAGUGGAUGUUCCUGUAAAACUGUUGAUAGAUUCGGCGGCUGCUUACAGUAUGGAUGAAGUGGAUAUGGUGUUGGUCGGAGCUGAUGGGGUGGUGGAGAGCGGCGGUAUUAUUAAUAUGAUGGGAACUUAUCAAAUUGCUUUGAUUGCUAAUAGCAUGAAUAAACCUGUAUAUGUUGCUGCUGAGAGUUAUAAGUUUGCUCGGUUGUACCCAUUGGAUCAGAAAGACAUGGCGCCUGCCUUACGCCCGAUAGACUUUGGGGUGCCUAUUCCUUCGAAAGUGGAGGUUGAAACCUCUGCCCGGGAUUAUACUCCUCCCCAAUAUCUUACCCUUCUCUUCACUGAUUUGGGUGUUCUAACACCGUCUGUGGUAAGUGAUGAACUUAUUCAGUUGUACUUGUAGUUUGAUCGUUAGAGGGUCCAAAUUUUGUCGUUGUAUUUGUCAGUACUGAAUUAUUUUCGUGACGAAUGAGUGUUUUGAGUUGGUAAUAAUACAACAAAAGAAAAAGAAAGUCGAUUUGAUUUGAUAGAUGUUUAGUCUUUUAUA
Messenger RNA from Impatiens glandulifera, 1549 nucleotides. RefSeq names its product translation initiation factor eIF-2B subunit alpha-like. The record is from RefSeq and is a predicted model, not a curated record. Gene Ontology annotation, biological process: translational initiation. Gene Ontology annotation, cellular component: eukaryotic translation initiation factor 2B complex. Lineage: Eukaryota; Viridiplantae; Streptophyta; Magnoliopsida; Ericales; Balsaminaceae. The transcript is spliced from 4 exons. Gene Ontology annotation, molecular function: translation initiation factor activity; guanyl-nucleotide exchange factor activity. Bases 218 to 1405 code for a protein of 395 amino acids.